UUUAGUGAAGAUUUUUGCAGCCAGUUUUAGCAUUGUAACCACGCCCAUUUUUGAGUCUGGCCUAGUGACUACCGAUACCCAACUAGCAUGAAGUGUCAUCUUCGAUCAAGCUAAUAAGUACUAGUAUGCUAGGAGGAGGUCUUCGACUAGGAGCCGGAGGUUUAAACAACCGUGGACUGAUAUCCUCUUCAAACCAACUUCAGCCCUCCGGAACAGGCCUUAGUCUUGGAGUAGGUCUCGGAGGUACCAACCAUGGUUUAAAACUGCAACUGGGUGGGACGACAAAUGGACUAGGAGGUACAACUAGCAGUACUGGAGGUGGCUUGAAACUAGGUGCUGGAAACGGUGGUCUCCAGUUGGGUGGUCACUCUACUUCAAAUACUGGGCUUGGUGGGUUAGGACUAGCAAAAUCCACUGGCACAGGACUUAACAUUUUCAACCAACAACAAGACUCUAACCCACAAAAUCAACUAGGACAACAGUCCUUGCAGUCACAGUUGAUAUUGAAUGCCAUUAAGGCCCCUGGGCCAUCUGUAUUUGAGAAUGAGAAGGACCUAGUACUAAUGCAGUUCAAUUGGCUGCAGGCUUGCAGUGGUACAGGGAAGGGUCUAGUGAAUCAUGGGGGAACAUUACAUGAUAUCACUUUCACUCCUGAGAGUCUUGUGUGCAGGUUUAAGACAGUUUGUUAUAAUCGUCUGCCUACAAUAAGAAAUGAAGAUGGACUGGUUGCACUGCAGUUCAAAAUGAAGUGUGAUCCUCUGAUAUCCAAACACGACAGUGUCCUUCAAUCGGUUCAAGAUAUUGUGACGAAGGGAGUGUCCACUGCCACCACUGAAAUGUUUCAAGUUUUUUGUGAUAGUGUACGACCUCUUCCUGAUGAAUGCUCAGAAAUGACAAUCUACAUACAAAAAAAGUCUGGAAUGUUGUCUCAACGGCUGCUAGCCACUGAAGUUCAACAAUUUUUUCGAAAUACUUCUCGUAAGCCCCAGCUUGACAGUCUGAGAGUGACUAAUGUGUAUGCAAAGACUGGGUUUACUGACGAGAACCUUAAGCUCUACCUACAGAAUCCUCCUCCAGGCAUCAGCAACCAGCUGUGGGAGCAGAGCAAGAAAGAUAACCCUGACCCUGAAAAGUACAUUCCAGUUCCCAUUGUGGGUUCUAGUGCAUUGCUUGCCAGAAUGAAGCAUCAAGACCAGGAAUCAAAACAACAGCAGAGCAGAUUAGAGAUACUAACAGACGAACUGGCCCAGCUAAAGAGAAGUCAUACUACUGCGAUGGCGCGUGUGGCAGAAUUUAAAAGAAAAUUGAGCAACUUGAGCCAUCGUGUGCUGCGACUUAUGGUUGCUCAAGAAGUUCUCAGAAAAAGUGGCUUCUCAGUUCAUCCUGAUGAAGAACAGCUCAGAGUUCGACUGGAAGGAAUUCAAGUUGAAUUAGAUGCUCCACUGCAAUUUAAGGGUCGACUCAAUGAGCUAAUGGCUCAGCUGAGGAUGCAAACACAAGUGCCCGGAGCUAAACUUGACUCACGUUAUUCAGUGGACUCUGACCUACUAACGGAUGUCAAACAGCACUUGACACAGCAGCAGGGAGCUCUGCUUGAGCUGGUCAAGGUCAUUAAAGAAGAUGGUGAAGAUUUGCUGUGCGUCAAAGAAGGAUUUGAACAGUAUUAAGAAGCAUAAUAAUUAUAGUGCUGUACUAAACGCUCUCUUACGUACAUUUUUUUGUAUCAUAAUAAUUUCUGAUACUUCCCAUCACAUGCAGUAUAAUUGUAUGUAGACUUACAAUUGAAUUUCUCACAA
Halichondria panicea is the source of this 1796-nucleotide messenger RNA. RefSeq names its product nuclear pore complex protein Nup54-like. NCBI's taxonomy places the organism in Eukaryota, Metazoa, Porifera, Demospongiae, Suberitida, Halichondriidae. The coding region runs from base 126 to 1667 and encodes 513 amino acids. Gene Ontology annotation, biological process: nuclear pore organization; NLS-bearing protein import into nucleus; protein localization to nuclear inner membrane. The record is from RefSeq and is a predicted model, not a curated record. Gene Ontology annotation, molecular function: structural constituent of nuclear pore. The transcript has 13 exons. Gene Ontology annotation, cellular component: nuclear pore central transport channel; nuclear pore.